AUGUCCUGCAUCAUCAACAUCAUCGACAUCAUCAUCAUGGACGGCAAGACAUCCGGAGUUGCUGCUUCUUCUGCUUCUUCUUCUUCUGGGGUAAGUCCAAUGCUUCCUCAAGGGUUACAGUGUGGAUUCUGUAAUAAGGUUUUCGCUACUCGUUUCAAUGGAUUACGCCACGAGCGCCAGUGCCUCCACAACCCACACAGAGACGACCAGCAGAUUUGUGAGAAGUGUGGGGUAGCCAUCACUCGCAAAGACAAUAUGACUAAACACUUGAGGUCAUGCAUUGGCGAAAUUUGCAAUGCAGCGAGUCUAAGUUGCAAGUACUGCAACAAACUAUUUUCUCACAUUGGAGAUGCACGAAGACAUGAGAAGGCGUGCAAUUUCAAUCCAGAUCGCCAGCUUCUAAAGUGUGACAAGUGCGAGAAAGACUUCACCAGACCAGACAACCUAGCCAGACAUGCUACCAAGUGUAAUGGCUCAACACCAGCCAAGAGAAGACGAGAAGCUUCGCCCCAGCCUGGACCAUCGACUGUUCCUCAACCCAAAACAUCUCGACCAAAGAUAAUAGCAGGAGCAGGAGUAGCCUCCCAGUUUGUGUUUGUGGAGGCCGAGACUGCAUUUCGAGGCAACUUGAAGACCCUG
Molecule: messenger RNA, 639 nt
Organism: Bacillus rossius redtenbacheri
Lineage: Eukaryota; Metazoa; Arthropoda; Insecta; Phasmatodea; Bacillidae
Product: zinc finger protein 596-like
Exons: 1
Biological process (GO): regulation of transcription by RNA polymerase II
Cellular component (GO): nucleus
Molecular function (GO): DNA-binding transcription factor activity, RNA polymerase II-specific; RNA polymerase II transcription regulatory region sequence-specific DNA binding
Source: RefSeq, a predicted model, not a curated record